Messenger RNA from Danio aesculapii, 1690 nucleotides. It is a transcript of the gene tfdp1b, whose product is annotated as transcription factor Dp-1, b. Bases 226 to 1371 code for a protein of 381 amino acids. Gene Ontology annotation, molecular function: DNA-binding transcription factor activity, RNA polymerase II-specific; RNA polymerase II transcription regulatory region sequence-specific DNA binding. Gene Ontology annotation, biological process: regulation of cell cycle; regulation of transcription by RNA polymerase II. Gene Ontology annotation, cellular component: transcription regulator complex; nucleus. The record is from RefSeq and is a predicted model, not a curated record. NCBI's taxonomy places the organism in Eukaryota, Metazoa, Chordata, Actinopteri, Cypriniformes, Danionidae. The transcript has 12 exons.
ACGCCGCCAAGCUCAGUUUGACUGAGUGCGGAGCUGCUGAAGCGGCUCAUCCUGACGAGAAAACUGCUCGACCCCCCCGGAAAACAUCACCUGUGGACGGGGAGAUGAAGCGGCUGUGAGCCCGAGCUCUCGGUGAGGGAAAAGCCGCCGACUGGACACUGUUGUCGCUGAACUGCAGUCUGACCGGUGGUAGACUCUCACUCAGCUCAUCCGCUCAUCUUCAUCAUGGCGAAAGAUGCUGGACUCAAGGAAACGAAUGGAGAGAUUAAGCUGUUUGUCAACCAGAGUCCUGGAAAAGCUGCAGGUGUGCUUCAGCUUCUGACUGUUCAUCCAGCGUCCAUCACUACAGUCAAACAGAUUCUGCCUAAAACUCUGACGGUCGCUGCGGGAGCUCAUGUGCUGCCACACGUGGUGGUCAGCACCCCUCAAAGGCCCGCCGUCCCUGUCCUGUUGACCAGUCCACACACACCUAUAGCCCAGACGCAGGAGUCCUCGCCCUGGUCCAGCGGGUGUAGCAGGAAGGCUGAUAAGAGCGGGAAGGGUUUGCGUCAUUUCUCCAUGAAGGUGUGUGAGAAGGUGCAGAAGAAGGUGGUGACGUCCUACAAUGAGGUGGCAGACGAGCUGGUGCAGGAAUUCAGCUCUGCAGACCACAGCAGCAUCUCCCCCAAUGAUGCGCACGUGUAUGACCAGAAGAACAUUCGGCGGCGGGUUUAUGAUGCCCUCAACGUCCUGAUGGCCAUGAACAUCAUCUCCAAAGACAAGAAGGAGAUCAAAUGGAUCGGCUUUCCCACUAACUCAGCGCAGGAGUGUGAGGAUCUGAAGGCCGAGCGUCAGAGGCGACAGGAGAGAAUCAAGCAGAAGCAGUCUCAGCUGCAGGAGCUCAUUCUGCAGCAAAUCGCCUUCAAGAACCUGGUGCAGCGUAACCGUGAGGCGGAGCAGCAGAGUAAGAGAUCUCCCUCUGCGAACACCAUCAUCCAGCUGCCCUUCAUCAUCAUCAACACCAGCAAGAAGACCGUCAUUGACUGCAGCAUCUCCAAUGACAAGUUCGAGUAUCUGUUCAACUUCGACAGCAUGUUCGAGAUCCACGAUGACGUGGAGGUGCUGAAGCGUCUGGGUCUGGCGUUGGGUCUGGAGUCGGGCCGCUGCAGUGCGGAGCAGAUGAAGAUCGCCACAUCACUGGUUUCUAAAGCUCUGCAGCCCUACGUCACCGAGAUGGCACAGGGCUCCGUCAACCAGCUGAUCGAUUUUUCCCAUGUGGCUGCUGAGCGUCGUGCCUCCAGCUCCACCAGCUCACGUGUGGAGACUCCCACAUCCCUGAUGGAGGAGGACGAGGAAGAUGAAGAAGACGACUACGAGGAAGAGGACGACUAGAGCUGCACGCUGUGAUCCUGCUGUAAGGAUUCCCUCAAACGCUUCCCAUAAUGCUCAGCUCAGUCUGUGAUCUGCUGGGGCUUAUGAGCAGAUGAGCUGGACUGAUCGUCUUUGUGCUACUGAUUCACGCCAGCGCUGAGGUUUUUACACUCUUCUCUUGUGGUUUUGCUCUCAUAGGCAGCUAUUUUUGAUAUCCCAGCUUUUUCUGGACGCUUCUCAACAGCUCUGAGCUAGCGUCCGGCCCUUUUGUACAAUGCAAUACUACAGAACGUAUACUUUUCUUAUUCUUGUAUAGAGAUUAAAGUGAAGGGUGGAUUUA